Molecule: messenger RNA, 4065 nt
Organism: Penicillium waksmanii
Lineage: Eukaryota; Fungi; Ascomycota; Eurotiomycetes; Eurotiales; Aspergillaceae
Product: H-type lectin domain-containing protein
Exons: 4
Coding region: 1-4065 (1354 amino acids)
Biological process (GO): cell adhesion
Molecular function (GO): carbohydrate binding
Source: RefSeq, a predicted model, not a curated record
AUGACCAGCUUCAACUCUUAUACCCAGCAAAUCUGCAUCGACGAUGCUGUUGUGAUGGAUCCUGACAGAUCGGAGAACGUCGUAACCAACGAUGGUACAACGAUGCGAAUCAUGGCGCAAAAGAAAGACGCGUCCGAAUCAGAGCCAAAGGCUGCGGAGUCAAAGUCUGCUGUUGAGGACAAGGAAGAGGAUGGAGAUCCCGAGGCUCAAGAUGAGCCCGAUGGAGAGACUGAGGAUUCUCCAAAGGAAAGCGAUUCUGUCGAUGAUUUGCCGGAUGCCGAUGAGGCUCGAACGGAGGUUGAGGACAAGGCAGCUGAAUCUGAAGUUGAUGAUGCCGAUGCAACAAACGGCGCUAGCGAGUCGGAGGAUGCAGAGCCUGCGUCUGAGCCUGUUAAGAGCGAACCGAAAUCGUCAAAGGCUCGCGCCAGAGCUAUUUCAUCGUCGGAGAAAGAGCCUCGGGAUGCAACAAGAACCGACCGGGCCGCUAUACUGGCAAACCUUCAGGCUAGUGACAAGAAGACCACUAGAGCGGCUGCAGGAAAGCCAUCACAGCCUCAAGGUGAUGAUGAAGAGAUUGACCGAGAGGCCAUUAUCGCAAACCUUCAGGCCAAUGCUGAACGUCCUAAGCCCAAGAGCUCCACCAAGCGAUCUCUUUCUUCUGAUCGGGCACAAAAACGCGCAGCCGAAAGGUCAACCAGGCCAAUUGAUCGUGCUGCAAUCAGAGCUGCUCUAACCAAGACCAAGAGCGCUGGAACUCCUGUGAAAUCGGCCCAGGAGGUGGCCGAAUCUGCCGAGCGUGAGAAGGAAGAGAAGCAACUCCUGGCCGAAGACCGUGCCUACCGCAGAAAACUUGACCAGGAAGCGCGCGAGGACGAACGAAAGCGUCGGGGCGAGGAGCGUGAAGAACAAGAAAAGAUUCGUUCCGAAAAGCGUGCGUGGGAUGCUAAAAGGCGCGAGGACGCACGCAAAGCCAUUGACAAUGCGGCCAAUUUGAAGGCAAUGAGCAUGGCGGAUAUGGAAAAGAUUCGACAACAGAACCAAUUUGUCGAACGCUUCAACGGCAUGACGGAACAAAGUACGAAGUACGACUUUGACCCCACAGCCCCUCGUGGCCCAAGUCAGACCGUCAUCUACACGUCGCGCUUCGUGGAUCGUCUCAGCGAUGUCAUGGAUGACAUGAGUAUCUCAGGAUCAUUGUCGAUCAAAGCUGGCAAGAUUGGUGGUUCCGGCAAAGGCUCUUUUGUCGACUCCGACAAGUUCAAGGAGAGCGAUCUGAACUUCUACAUCUCUGUGAAAGUGAUCAACCAAACAAUCAACUUCAAAGAUGCUCUUGUAUACAAUCCUCUACGAUCUGUCGACAAGGACAAUUUCCGUGAGGUUUAUGGCGACUCUUUCGUUUCCGGUUUCUUGGAAGGCGGCGAGUUCAAUGCCCUAGUCAGCAUGAAGAUCCUGAACAAAGCCAAGAAGACAGACAUUCAGGCUGAGGCAAAGGUCGCGCUGACCGCCGGGCCAGUUCAGAUUGAAGCUGAAGCAAAUGUUGGAGUUGCCAGAUCCAAUAUUGAGACAAACACGGAAACGACCAUCCAAGUUAGCUGGUCUGGAGGAGGCCACAUCAAACCGAUGGAACAGCAAUGGGAUAUUCAAAGCCUGAUGAGCGCUGCUGCUCGAUUCCCUGACCUCGUUGCUGAUUGUCCUCAGCGUACUUAUGCAAUUUUGACAAAGUACGACGCGUUGCGAAGCUUCGUUGCACGAAAGCCAGCAUCGUAUACUGCGCUUCAGUAUGAGAAUGCACAAAUCUACACGAACACUCUACUUGACACAUUUGUGAGCUACAAAGCGCUGUACAAGCGCCUGGGCGAGCAAGCCUUCCAGGUACAGGGCAAAACAAUGGAGAUCCAGCAGUGGAGUGACAGCGACAAGGUUGCGACAAAGGAAGAUAAUGACCAGAAAGAAGAGUCCGCAUUGACGAAAACAGGAGGGAAGGGCGCCAAGGACAAGACAGGCUUCUAUCCUUAUAAAGAAGAGACCUCUCGCUUUGAGGCAUCAAUCACAGGCCUCAGCGAUGCCCGUAAAGCUGUCCGUCGACAAAUGGCUCGCAUCGUUAAUGAGGUCAGCUUGAUCGAGCAGGAUCCUAAGCUUGCAACAGAUGAAGACCAUGAGGAGCCUUUCCAGUCUUCAACUGCGUUCGAGGAGCGACUUCCUACAGUCGUGGUACCGGAAAGACUUCGAAUCAAGGCCAAUCCUUUAUCUGGCAGAAGGAUCCAGGCCAAGGCGCUCACUGAGGAUGAACAGCAGGAUGCUAUAGCGAUGGACGAGAAAGCUGCACAAGAUUCACCUCUUUUCGCGCCGACUGAUCAGCUGUCGACAGAGGAGCAACGGGCUAUGCAGGCUCUUGUUGACAUUAAUCCAAUGAUUGGAGGUAGCUUCCACGUUUCUAGCGCUGCAGGUGACGAGUUCCAAGGAAAACUAUUUAACAACCUUGACUACCUGAAGCCAGACUGGGAGGUCCGAUCGAUCAGGGCUGAGAUUGCUGAAGGUGCUCUCGUGUAUUUGGCAGUUUCGUAUGAGAACGGUCUGUUGUCUCGCAAUGAUUCACGUGUGAAGAAAUUUGGGCCUUUCCUUCCCGGAGAAAGGAUCAGCUCUGCCUCUAUCGAACACGGAAGGCGACUCGGCGAGAAGUAUUCACAAGUUCUUGGAUUACGCCUAUUUACUAAUCGUGGUCGGGGCUUGAUUGCUCGUGCCCUUCAUUCCGAGCCCGGUACGGCUCCAGCCGACUCUGGUGCAAAGGAUGCUGAGCCCAAAAAGACUAUCGUCAGGGACGGUGUCCCGUAUGAAAUGGUGAAUGUAAUCUACCUUGAUGUGCCGUUCAAUCCCGGAACCGUUAAGGGUUUCUUCGGUCGCAGCGACGACAGUUCGCAAAACGCUAAGAUAUGGCGCCUCGGUAUCGUGUGGUGCCGCACUGCACAGCCUGCCGACGAUACAACUGAGCACUUUGGCGAUGCUGGCGAUAUGGGUGACAGCGAGGAUCUUGCACUUCUUCAGAAAGACCAAAGUACUUCGACGAAGAGUCUGCAGGAUACACAAAAUAAGCUCACCGACACACAGACAAAGCUAGAGGCUGCUCAGAAGGCUCUCGACGAAGCUCGCAACAACAACACGCAGAAAGAUAAGCAGAUUCAGCAGUUCAACGAAGAGCGAGACAGGAAACAUGACCUCGCUAUUGGUCCACAAAGUGGCAUAUUCUCAGCAUCCCACGAGGGCUUCAAGGCUGGCAUCGAUUCGUCGAUAAAAACUUCGAAGCCAUUUCUACAAGCAUACAGCAUCAACCCGAAAAUGAUCUACGGCCUUGCCCGCAUGGACUUCGAGCACGCAUCACGCAGUGCAUCUAUAGCGGUUGAAAUUUCGGAUAUCAAGCCGUCAGAGUUGACAGUGAGAGCGAACUCUUUCCAAGGGUGCAAUGCCUUCGACAUCAAUUGCUCCUGGAUGACACUGCCGAGUGAUCUUCACCUAGAAUAUGGAAGUGUCGAUACAGCUGGAGAAACAGGAUUGAAAGAGAAAUUCCGCCGCCGCGUUACGUUUACUCAGAAAUUUACGUCUCAGCCGAAGAUUUGCGUCUGGCUCCAGGCUGUCGAUUACCCCAGUUCCUCAGAAGAUGGGUGUGGCGCCAAUACAUGGACUUCUAUCCGUGCUUUUGUCGAUGAUCUAACCGACGACUCAUUCACAAUGUGCCUCGACACAUGGGAUAGUCGCAAAUUUCGCAAUGUCCGUGCCGGCUGGUUUGCUUACCCAGCCGAGGAAGAUGGAAAACGCGUGAGAAGUAACCGUGAGAGAGUCGUGCGCGCUCAGAAGCAGCUGAAGCAUAAAGCACCAUUCUAUGCUCAACCAUUCUUGCGCACACCGGCCACUUUCAUUGCCAUUUCGGAGAUUGACUUUCAACGUGGAAAAAACUUCCGUUUUGAUUGUAAAUCCAGUGCUCCGAAUAACCGAGAGUUGGAAUGGGAAUAUGGUACCUGGGAUGAUUCGGACAUGGAUCAUUGUGAAAUUAUUUGGAUUGCGAUUGAAUAA